Acytostelium subglobosum LB1 is the source of this 5460-nucleotide messenger RNA. RefSeq lists its product as hypothetical. NCBI's taxonomy places the organism in Eukaryota, Evosea, Eumycetozoa, Acytosteliales, Acytosteliaceae. Gene Ontology annotation, cellular component: IRE1-TRAF2-ASK1 complex. Gene Ontology annotation, molecular function: RNA endonuclease activity; protein serine/threonine kinase activity; ATP binding. Gene Ontology annotation, biological process: IRE1-mediated unfolded protein response; protein phosphorylation; mRNA processing. The transcript is spliced from 3 exons. The record is from RefSeq and is a predicted model, not a curated record. The coding region runs from base 1 to 5460 and encodes 1819 amino acids.
AUGGUACAUCCUACAUUGCCAAAAGGCAACUACUUUCUGUUUGGUUGUUACAAGAACACAAAGUUCGAUCUCAAGGGCAUGCCUCUGAACAUCACGCCCGUCGACAUCAAGGUCUUCAUCGAUGUGAUCACAAAGGCCACCGCCAACAACUUCCUCAGGCGCACAGUGUUUGACGUCGAGGAGAUGCGAUUCGGCACCUGUCCAGACAAGUACUACUACGUCGGCAGCAGUCCGUUCGAGGUCGUCAGGGUCACCAUUCACGACUUUGACAAGACGCUGGAGGACGUGUGGGCCGACUGCAAGCAAAAGGACGACCUCUAUCCCAUGGAGAUGGACAAGCCGUUGUUCGUGCCCGUCAAGAACGACCCACUCGGCUUUGGCUUUGACGGAUCGCUGCUCAGUCAAUCGCCCGUAGGCUCUCGUACACCACUGCGUGACGACGCUGGCAAGCUGAUCAUCCCAUCCGGAACGAUGUUUGCCGCUUUGAAGCGCAACAGAAACAUGUCAGUGCAGCAGCAGUAUAGUCCUUGGAAGGUCACGGCUGAGAACCCAUCGCUGUUGCAAUGGAUCGAUGCAGUCUCUGUGGAAAUCUUCCUUGGCAAGAUAAAGAACAAUGAAUCAGUCCAGAACCGACCACCCAAGCAUGACUUCAAAUCAAUGACCAUCCUCAAGGGCUACCUAGAUACCAUAUCUCGUGAAUUCCCAUUCAGAUUUUGUCCAACUGCUGAAACACAACUCUUCCGUAACCUUCGAAAUGAUUUGGACUUGUUGCCUCCAGUGGAGUUGGCAAUGAUUAUAAUGACCAACAUUGAAGCAAAGGCAAAGGCAAAUAAUGAACUUCCAGACUAUCCUAAAUUGAACCUGCUGCGCACUCUGAUGCUGUUCUCCAACAUUAAGGACGACACAUUCUACCAGGUGCUCAAGUGGGUCAUCCAGAAACCCGAGCUCAAUGACACAGACUUGGAGACGAUCUCGCGUCUAAUCGCUCAUCGCCCGCAACUCAGGACCAUGAGGCGACCGAUCAAACUCAAGCUGGUGCCCUCCAUGCUAAAGCACUUCCGCGCGCACUACCCCGCCGACUUUGAGACGCCCCAGCUGACGUUGGCGGCCAUCGCCGGUAUCAUGGACAAGCCCAAGUUCUUUAAUAUCUUGUACUAUCCAGAGAUCGACACGCCGUACCCCACCACGCUCGACGCCAUCUGCUUGCUGUCUCGUUUCCGUUUCAAGUCACAGGUCGUGCCGCUGAUUCUGCAGGGCGACAAACAGUACUUUGUCAAUAAUCCCAAGAGCAAUCCACUGUGGUCUCUGGCGCACAACCGAUCGGCAUCAGUCGACAAUGAAAAUGCCGCGGAGCUUAUUAACAGUCUAAAAGUGAUGCGUGGCUUCCAUGCAGAGAUCCCGCCACACCUGCCCGACCUCGACUACAUCUGCCUGUACACCAACAACAGCUACCUGCUCAGCACACUUCUCUCCAGUGGUUUUGAUAUGCCCAAGCGCGCGCCGCAUCCGCCCGACUGGCCCGAGUACUGCAGCACGCUGGGAAUGAUCAUUGAAGACCGUGACGUAUCCGCCAUGCUGCACUUUACCCACAACCACGUGCUGUAUCAUGUCUGCGACCAUGUCAUUGUCGACGCGAUCAGCGAGGAGGAAGAGGAAGAUGACGAUCACGAGUUCAUGAAUUGUUUGAUGAGGAUGAGGUUUAAGGAUUCACAAUGGCCGCUCUACAUCAAGGACACCAAGGUUCCAUUCAUCUCACUGGCGCACGGUCGUCACAAUCUUGAGCCGCUUCUCGACGUGCCCGGCCACGUGUUUGACGACGUACACACGCCCAACAUCAACAUGCAGCAAUGGAUCGACGUAGCCCGACGAACCAAGUGCGUUCUCUAUGGCAAGGAAAUGAUUGAUCGCAUCCCAUCGUCAAUCAAGAUGGUCAGUCUGCUGGACAUCUUUGUGUUGUUUGGUCGGGAGUGCGCACCAAUGCAUCUUCUGGGCGACACGGAGGCGCGCGCAUUGCCCAAGCAGACGGAGCAGUUGAUCAAGCUGCGUCCAGAGCCCGAGCGCAGGCGCAUCUUGCAACACAUCUCCGAGUGGAACCAUUCAGUGACGGAGACGUCAAAGAAGAAGACGAGCAAGAACAAGAAGAAAAAGAACAAGAAGCAAAAGACGACAGCGAAAAUCAGCGAGAUAUCCGACGACGAGGACGAUGAUGAGAAUGUGAUUGUUGGCGACGACGAGGACGACGAGUACAUCUUGUAUCAAGCCGUGUCAAAAGUUGCAGAGAAGCUCUCUAUGGUCUUGCCCGGUGGUAUGCCAGGAUUUUUUUCGGGCAUAGCUCCCUUGGUAGCCCAGAGGCUCGCUAUGAUUGAUGCAGCAUCUGAACCUGAUGGAAUGCCUGAUCUUGUGCCAGCCGUGCCACCAACAUCCAAGAAACAACCAGCAGCUCCUACCGUUGCUAUACCUGCUGGAUUGCCUGACUUGGUGCCAGCUCAGCCACCUCCCAGCAACGCCACAGCCAAGAAGCAACCAGCAGCAGCUCCUACAGUUGCCAUACCUGCUGGAUUGCCCGACUUGGUGCCAGCUCAGCCACCUCCCAGCACCGCCACAGUCAAGAAACAACCUGCCGCAGCAGCUCCUGCAGUGGCUCUGCCCGCUGGAUUACCCAACUUGGUACCAGCCGUGUCACCUCCCAGCAACACCACAGCAAAGAAACAACCUGCCGCAGUAGCCCCUGCCGUUGCUCUACCGGCUGGAUUGCCCGACUUGGUGCCAGCUCAGCCCCCACCCAGCAUCGCAUCUGCCAAGAAACAACCGGCAGAAGCCCCUCAAAAACAACCAGCAGCAGCCCCUGCCGUUGCUCUCCCAGCUGGAUUGCCUGACUUGGUGCCAGCCGUGUCCCCUCCCACCGUCGCCGCUGCCAAGAAACAACCAGCAGUAGCUCCUGCCGUUGCUCUCCCAGCAGGAUUGCCUGACUUGGUGCCAGCCGUUCCUCCUCCCAGCAACGCCAAUGCUAAGAAACAACCUGCAACAACAGCUCCUGCCGUUGCUCUCCCAGCUGGAUUACCAGACUUGGUGCCAGCCGUUUCCCCUCCCACCGUCGCCGCUGCCAAGAAGCCAGCAGCACCUGCAGUCGCCAUACCUGCUGGUUUGCCAGACUUGGUGCCAGCAGUGUCUCCUCCUACUGUCGCUGCAGCAAAGAAACAACCAGCAGCACCUGCAGUCGCCAUACCUGUUGGAUUGCCUGAUUUGAUCCCAGCUGUGCCCCUACCCAGCCUCGCCACAGGCAAGAAACAACCUGCAGCUGCUAUACCAGCUGGUCUUCCUGAUCUGGUGCCUGCUCAGACAAAGAAACAACCACUUAUUAUCCCUGAAGGAUUGCCCGAGCUCGUACCCAUUGACGAGCCCCGCGGCACAACCCUGGGAUCACCACCCGCACCGGCAGCGGCCACAGCCAAGAAACAACCUGCUGCUGUGCAAGCUGGACUUCCUCCACUGCCUGAUCUGGUGCCUGCUCAGCCCACGGUGAAACCUGCUGCGGCAGUGCCUCCACCCGCCGCCACAGCCAAGAAAACACCUGCUGUUGCUGUGCCCGCUGGAUUGCCAGAGUUGAUACCUGCUGUGCCUCCACCCAGCCUUUCAACUGCCAAGAAACAACCUGCCGUUGCCCCUGCAACUGUGGCAGCACCUCUGCCCGCCGCUGCCUCUGUACCUGGUCUUCCUCCCAUACCUGAUCUUGUGCCUGCCCAAGCCACUGCAAAGACUCAACCUCCUGCUGCCGCCUCAGCCAAGAAACAGCCUGCAGUCGCUACACCUGCUGGAUUGCCCGAGCUGGUGCCUGAUGUGCCACCACCCGCGCUGGCCACAUCCAAGAAACCAGCAGCACCAGCAUCUGCGUCUGGAGUUCCUGAUCUGGUCCCUGCUGCUCCCUUGCCCUCACUUGUUAAGCCUGAGGCCAAGCCUGUAGCUCUAGUUGUGGCCGCUGUCAAACAGGCAGCUGUGGCCCCAGCUGUGGCCCCAGCCCCAGCUCCAGUAUUGAGUAAGAGGGCCAAGAAGGCAGCAGCAGCCGCAGCCUCCGCCGCAGCAGCAGAAGCCGCCGCAAUCGCCGCAGCAGCAGAAGCAGCCGCAGCAGCCAUAGCAGCCGCUAAACCUCCUUCACCUCCACCAGUGGUGGCUGACAAGACCAACAACAACAACAACAACAACAGCAACACCAACAAUACCAACAACAAAAAGACAACACAGAAUGGAUCAACAGCAUCACAACAACAGCCUGCAGCGUCAAAGCCUGCCUCACCUCCAAUGGCCGCAGCAAAGAAGGCAGCGCCAGUACAGGUACCACUCCCACCAAAACCCGUCGAGAGGACUGUUGGCAAGUUCAAGUACAACGAAGCGAAUGUCAUUGGACAGGGCAGCAAUGGCACACUGGUGUACAAGGGCCUGUGUGGCAAGGACCCCGUGGCAGUCAAGGUCAUACUCAAGGGCAUCAAUGGAAUCAUCGAGAAGGAGGUCGAUCAGCUGGUCCAGCUCACAAUGGCGGACACCGCUGAGAACCUCGUGCGAUACAUUGGUCGCGAGCAGGACGACAACUUCAUCUAUCUCGGCACGUCCCUGUGCGAGAUGUCGCUACAGCAGCUCGUCGAGAACCACAAGGAUCGAUUCAAGGCAAUGGACAAGCACGCAAUGAUCAAUGACAUUAUCAAGGGACUGCGAUUGCUUCAUCGUCACGAUAUCGUCCACAACGACCUCAACCCAAGCAACGUCCUGCUCAAAGGCAAUCGACUGUGUCUCACAGACAUGGGCCUGAGCAAGGUGGCCGUCGAGUCGACAUUUGGUGACAGUGGAUAUCUGCCAGCGGACCAACGAAAGACCACCAAGGUGGACACCUUCUCGCUCGGAUGUCUGAUCUACUACAUACUGACAGAGGGUGGACAUCCAUUCGGCGACGACGAACCACGCCGCGUCAUGAAGAUCAGACAGAACGAGUUCGACCUGAGCAAGCUGACCAAUGAGUACGCAGUAGACCUCGUUGCACAGAUGAUUGACAAGGACGCCUCGGUACGACCAUCCUUCAAAAUGGUACUGCUUCAUCCAUUCUUCUGGGACAUCAACAAGAAGCUCAAGUUCCUCAACUGCAUAUUGGAGAGCACUCAGGCCAACAUCUCGACCACUUCAUCAUCGACCCUCAACAACUCCAUUCUCAAAAUGCCAUGGAACAAGUUGAUCGAUGGUGGUAUACUUGAAUGGCUCAAGAGAGAGUACCAAUAUAACUACAACUGUGUGGAUGACACUAUCAAGUGUAUAUGCGAUACGGUGAAGCAUCAACCAAACAUGUUCAAGGACAAGGCAAAGAAGAUGCCAUUCUUUGAGUCACAAGAUGCUGCCUUCCUCUACUUUGAGAAGAAACUUCCAACUCUGAUCAUCAACAUCUAUCAACACUACCGCGACACUACCUCCACCAACUAG